UCUCUCCGGCCGCAUUGCCGUGCAGAUGAGCGCCUGUUCCUCUGGCGAGGAGUCAACACUCCUCCAUCCAGUACGAUUUCGCAUCCAAUCAUUGAACACCUCGCUAGCAUUGCCACAAGGGCCUCUCUCCGCGACGCAACCAGCUAUGGUGCUGGCAUCCGCAAGUUUCACCUGUUUUGUGACAUAUUUUCCAUCGCCGAAUCAGACCGCCUUCCAGCCUCAUUUGAGCUGCUUCACUCAUUUGCACUCUGGGCAGUUUCGGACCCUUUAAAAUAUCUCGCGGCCAUACGUGCCUGGCACAUCGCACAGGGCUGGCCUCCCCCCCUUUCAGAAGACAGCCACACCAGAAUCAACUGGUCCUUGCGAGGCUUGGACAAUAUACUCAGUUCUCGCCGCCGGCCCCUUCGUCCGCCGGUCACACUCGACAUGCUGCGCGCACUCAAAGCCACAUUAGCGUUGUCGGACCCUUUCAACGCAUGCGUCUGGGCGAUGGCAAGCUGUGCCUUUUUUGGCAUGAUGCGCUUUGGCGAAGUUUCAGUAGAAUCACGAGCUGCCUUCAAGCCUGCGAAGCAUCUCACUCGCAAAGAUGUUUUUCUGGGAUUUGACCUAGCAGGUAAAGCUUAUGCCCGGUUAGACUUGCCUGCAGCCAAGACUGCCCGUCCGGGUGAAACUCAGUCGGUUUUCCUCGUCACCCAGGGCCCACUCUGCCCAAUCGCUGCGCUGCAGAAUCUAGCCACCAUCAUACCAGCUCUCUCAGAGGACCCCCUGUUCUCCUGGCGCGACCGCACUGGUGCCAUCCGUCCCAUGGUGAAGCAGCGUGCGCUUGAGCGUAUCAAUUGCAUCAUGACGGCCUGGGGUUGGGGCACAGCCUUUGGGCACUCCUUCCGCAUUGGAGGAGCUUCCUUUUACCUUGCAAAGAAGGUGGACCCAGAAAUCGUCCGCUUAGCGGGCCGUUGGCGCUCACUCGCAUACGAAACCUACAUACGGGCCUUCGAACAAGUUGCAUCCCAGCACCUGAGCAUCCUGUCACCAUAA
Suillus plorans is the source of this 1035-nucleotide messenger RNA. RefSeq lists its product as uncharacterized. Gene Ontology annotation, biological process: DNA recombination; DNA integration. The annotation marks the transcript as partial. The transcript has 2 exons. NCBI's taxonomy places the organism in Eukaryota, Fungi, Basidiomycota, Agaricomycetes, Boletales, Suillaceae. Gene Ontology annotation, molecular function: DNA binding. The record is from RefSeq and is a predicted model, not a curated record.